AACUGGAGAUAAAAACCAUAUCUAGGAUCUAGAUCUUAUAAAGGGAUAUAAAUCGUAACUAGGCAAUUCCAGUGCAGCAUUCACACCUGCUGGUGCCUCCCAACCUGCGUGUCUGUUUGCUGUGGCUUCUUUCCUCUGUGAGUUCUCGUCUAGGUUUGGAAACUUUUGCAGUGGAAUCCCAAACCCCGCUCCCCCAGAAAGGCUGCUUGGUCCUGGGGGGCUAAGUUGGAAGAAGGAAAGAUGCUCUGCUAGAGCGCCAAAGUUCCUGCCGGAGGAGCCCCUGGAUCUUCAGCCCGAGGAGCGGCAGCGCCUGAAGCGGCCCCCGACGGCGGCGGCCGCGCCAGCGCCUCCCCUCGGAGCGGGACCUCGCCCUCCUCGGCGGGGCGGCGCCUCCUGGUGCCUGCGCGCAGCCCCGCGACUUCUGCUCGGCUCCUCGGCGCAGCCAUGCCGUCCUACUCGGUGACGGUGGCGACGGGCAGCCAGUGGUUCGCGGGCACCGACGACUACGUCUACCUGAGCCUGGUGGGCUCGGGCGGCACGAGCGAGAGGCACCUGCUCGACAAGCCCUUCUACGACGACUUCGAGCGCGGCGCGAUUGAUACUUACGAUGUGACAGUAACUGAAGACCUCGGGGAGAUCCAGCUGAUAAAAAUUGAGAAACGGAAGUACUGGUUUCCUGAUGACUGGUACUUGAAGUAUGUCACCGUGAAAACACCCAUGGGUGACUACUUAGAGUUUCCUUGUUACAGAUGGAUUACAGAUGACAAAGAGGUGGUACUCCGAGACGGACGAGCCAAGCUUUCUGCGGAUGACAAGACUCAAGUCCUUAAGCAUCACAGACGCAAAGAGCUGGAGGAUCGUCAGAAGAUGUAUCGCUGGGCAGAAUGGCACCCAGGCUUUCCCCUGAACAUAGAUGCCAAAUCUCACAAGGAAUUGCCUCGGAACAUCCAGUUUGACAGCGAGAAAGGAGUCGACUUUGUUUUGAAUUAUACUAAAGCGAUGGAAAAUCUCUAUGUUAAUCGCUUCAUGCACAUGUUCCAAUCUUCCUGGAGUGACUUUGCAGAUUUUGAGAAGAUCUUUGUCAGAAUAAGCAAUACCAUUUCUGAGUAUGUGAUGCAGCAUUGGCAAGAAGAUUUUAUGUUUGGAUACCAGUUCCUGAAUGGGUGCAAUCCUGUCUUGAUCCAAAAGUGCACAGAGUUACCAAAGAAAUUUCCCGUGACUACGGAAAUGGUAGAAUGCAGUUUGGAGAGAAAUCUGACUCUGGAAGAGGAAAUAAAGCAAGGAAAUAUUUUCAUAGUGGAUUAUGAACUCCUGGAUGGUGUUGAAGGCAAUAAGACUGACCCCUGCACUGUGCAAUAUCUGUCUGCUCCAGUCUGCUUAUUAUAUAAGAAUUUAGAGAAGAAGAUUGUCCCUAUUGCAAUCCAGAUAAAACAAGCUCCUGAGCCAGGGAAUCCUAUUUUCCUGCCAUCAGAUGCAAAGUAUGACUGGUUAUUGGCCAAAAUUUGGGUACGUUCUUCAGAUUUCCACAUCCAUCAGACUGUUACUCACCUCCUUCGGACUCACUUAAUUUCUGAAGUGUUUGGAGUAGCCAUGUUCCGGCAACUGCCUUCCGUCCAUCCUCUCUUUAAGCUCCUGGUAUCCCAUGUGCGGUUUACAAUAGCCAUCAACACUAAAGCCCGAGAACAGCUUAUCUGUGAAUAUGGCCUUUUUGACAAGGCCAAUGCCACCGGAGGAGGAGGACUUGCGCAGAUACUCCAGCGAGCGAUGAAGCACCUCACCUACAGUUCCCUGUGCUUCCCUGAAGAAAUCAAGGCAAGAGGCAUGGAAAGCACGGAGGAGAUUCCAUACUACUUUUAUCGGGAUGAUGGUCUCAAAGUGUGGGAGGCCAUAAAGAGCUUUGUGACAGAUGUUGUGGACCUCUAUUACGAUAGCGAAGAGAUGGUUUCUGAAGACGUGGAACUCCAGGGCUUUGUGAAGGACGUCUAUGUUUAUGGGUUGAGAGGAACCAAGGCUUCAGGAUUUCCUAAGACAAUAAAGACACGCCAGAAGCUGUCAGAAUAUCUUACCGUAGUGAUCUUUACAGCAUCUGCACAACAUGCAGCAGUAAAUUUUGGUCAGUACGACUGGUGUUCCUGGAUUCCUAACGCCCCUCCAACGAUGCGUCGCCCGCCCCCUACAGAAAAGGGGAGCGUCACCAUUGAGUAUAUUGUGGAGAGUUUACCGGACAGAGGGCGCUCCUGUUGGCAUCUUGGUGCUGUUUGGGCCUUGAGCCAGUUUCAAGAGAACGAAGUGUUUCUGGGGAUGUAUCCAGAUGAACAUUUCAUAGAGAAGCCAGUGAAAGAGGCCAUGAGGAAAUUCCGCAAGAAUCUUGAUGAAAUUACCAGUUGCAUUGCUGAGCGGAACAGGAACAAAAAACUCCCCUACUAUUAUCUUUCCCCGGAUCAAAUACCUAACAGUGUGGCUGUUUGAAUUAGCCUUUCCAAAGACUUGAAAAGGCAGUGAACUGGAGUGACAAUCAUGGCAAAUUAUCUACAUGCAAAUCAGAUGGCUUCAAACCAAAUUGGGUCUUAAUUUGUACUAGAUACUAUUGUAGUUUUAAGUUUUCUUUGAAUAUCUAUCCCUCAUAUAUAAUUAGUUGAUACCGUGUUACAGUUCGAUAAUAAUUUUUAUAAUUGUCAGGAAAUACAAACCCUUAAGGAACAUUUUUUUACCUUAAAAACAGAACCUCUACCAAUGGGGAAACUCUAUUCCACACAUUUGUUUCUUAUUUGUGGUCAGAACACCUCUGUUUUGGAAGCUGUUACCCCGUUUUCAGUAAGUUUUUUGUUUUUAGGAACCGAGUGAAUGUAUGAUUUCCAUAAGGAAUGUUUGUUGGCUGGUCUGGUUGUUUUUACAGGAGCUCACCAGCAAUUUAAAAAUUGCUUUUGUUGGGGUUCAGAACAACAGAUGAAGACAUUAAGGAUGGUCUGGGGGACAUGGAACUGGGGAAGAUUGAAGCCAAAGGAGUGUCUGAGCUGAUUUCCAUGCCACCCAGGGGCCCACAAUAUUAUCUAAGGCGGAAGGAAGAGUAGCAACAUAAGUUGCUCCCUUCAUUUGCCAUCAGAAAGAAGAACCCCAGAUCAUCACACACACCCCCACCCACCCAGCAGUGUUGUGCUUCCUUUAAGGGAGCGGGAGCUGCAAGAGUCCAGUUGGAGGUUGACCUUUGUAAGGUGAGCAGGCUGGACUUGGGAGUUUUCAGCAGAUUUUGAGCUGAGCUCUGCUUGCUUUGGAUAUGCACACAGGCUUUCGAAUGGGGCCAGUCACAUUUUCAACGACCCCCUUCAAAUGCUUGUGACAUUCCUGGUUGUCGUUUUUAUAAUGAUAAGAAUACUUACAAGUCUCAUAUAUGCCCAGUUUGGGGGGGGGGUCUACCAGUUGCCUAGCAGGAAACAAGGUCUCAUUAUCUCCCCAAGUCAGAAGAGUGGUACUAUUGGUCCUUGACCGUCCACAAUGUAAUAUAUAAAUACCAGCUUUCAUUGGAAGGUUCUGUGAAAGAUUUUACAGCUUCCUUAAGCACUUUGUUGAACUGCUUCUGUGAUUCCUUAACAUGUAAACAAAAAUCCUUCCUUACAUGUUCAAUGGAUAAAGUGGAUUAUUAUGUCCCCACUUUCCUGUUUGUUUGUUUGUUUUUACAUUAUUUUAAAUACUUCAGAACCAAUGUCAUUCUUAUUCAGCAUGCAAAAGCUUUGUUUUUUUUUAAAGAUGAUGUAGUUGUUCCUGAAAUGCACUUAUUUACUAAAUUAGGAAGAGAUUGAUAAAAUAUCAGAGCAACCCAAGCCCUGGUCUAAUAGUGACAGCCCAUCACAGAGCCCAUCACAUGCCAGUCAUGCCAGCUAGGGCAGAAAGGGCAGGCAAAACCCUGGAGCUGGCCUAGCGAUGGGACCCAAUGCUAUCCAGGGGUGGAUCCUGAGCUGGAUCAGCCCCCCUCUGAAAUGCCCUAUUUGGGGCUGCCUGUGCGCUGCUGUCACUGGCAGAACACCUACUACUGGUGGUUACUGCCUCCUGCCCACAUUUUUGAGCUGGUUGAACAGAGAGCUUUAUGCCAGUGGAGUAAUGCGAAUCUAUCUGUAGGCAGAGGCUGGUGGAGGGAGACAGGGCGGAUUAGGAGUUUGAAUCUGAAUUAAAUUAUUCUGCUGGAAACCCACUAAUUUUAGUUGACAUACUGUUGUAUAAUGCAACAGUGAUACGAAGUUCGAAUCUUUGCGAUGUGCAUAGAUUUAGUUAGCGCAUUGCACAUUGCCUGCAUGUCUGCUCAGAAGUAAAACCCAUCAAGCUCAACUGGUUUUCUUCCAAAGUAAAUUCACAUAGGAUUGCAGUCUAAAUUGUUUUAUGUUAAAAUUAUGCAGGGUUUUGAUAGCGUGAGAGAUGAGCACCACUUCCUAUUUUUCAGAUAACUAAAAGCUCAUCAGUUUUCUGUUCACCACAGUGACUACAUAGUGCUGACUGCAAGAAUCAUAAGAACUUUUGCUUGUCCAAUGACUUCCUCUUCCAAGAUAUCAUAGUUUCAGUUCCACAAUUGCUAAAAUAAGAUGAUUAAUCUAUUUCAAGCCUUCUUAGCAGGUCCCAAUUCCAUUGCAAUCUUGUUGCUCAAAUUCAUUUUUAUCACAAUUAAAUUAUCCUCUUUUUCAAAAUUUGAGUAAUUUGGGGUCCCCCUCAAAACCCGGUUAAUCAACUUCUAUAGUAUAUUAAAUAACACUGAGAUUUCAAUAUGUCACCAGGCGCUUCAUGCUUCCUUUGCUAUCAGUAGAACACAGUCCUUCACAAACGAACCAUGGUAAGGAAGGUAUUAGGAUUUUCUUUGGAACAUUUCCAAUAGGUAGUGCUCGCUGCCAUCGCUGUGAAUUGACCAGCACUGGAUCUCCUAUUUUGGUGUGGGAACGCAGGCAAACAGGCAAAAUGUAAUGUAGUAAACCAACAUUUACGCACUUUCGGCCUAAAACCACAUCCCUUGAAGUGCAGGAAAGGCAAACCCAAGCCCUCAAGUUCCCCAGAUGCUGAGCAGCUGAGCAGAGCUCUAAGCAGACCUUGGAGGUGACACCAUCUUCAACAGAACAAAGGCAAUUGUGGUGGGAGCUGGUUGGUUGAAGUCCUUCAGGAGAAAGAUUCUCUCUUCCUCUGUUUUGUCUUUUAACAGGAGACUAGUUGUCUGAAAAUAGUGAUGAGCUCAGCGUGUUUCCAAGGCCACCCCCCCCCCAUAUAUUUUAUGCUUGAUAUUGUUACGGCUUUAAGGUGUUUUUAAAAAUAGUAAAGUGGUUUAUAAAUGAUAUUAAAUAAACAAACAGCAUUUUAUUCCUG
Messenger RNA from Podarcis muralis (Common wall lizard), 5337 nucleotides. It is a transcript of the gene ALOX5, whose product is annotated as arachidonate 5-lipoxygenase. Lineage: Eukaryota; Metazoa; Chordata; Lepidosauria; Squamata; Lacertidae. The record is from RefSeq and is a predicted model, not a curated record. Gene Ontology annotation, biological process: lipid oxidation. Gene Ontology annotation, molecular function: oxidoreductase activity, acting on single donors with incorporation of molecular oxygen, incorporation of two atoms of oxygen; iron ion binding; protein binding.